Molecule: messenger RNA, 1148 nt
Organism: Tarenaya hassleriana
Lineage: Eukaryota; Viridiplantae; Streptophyta; Magnoliopsida; Brassicales; Cleomaceae
Product: pentatricopeptide repeat-containing protein At4g38150
Exons: 2
Coding region: 200-1045 (281 amino acids)
Molecular function (GO): protein binding
Source: RefSeq, a predicted model, not a curated record
GUCACGAAUCCAAAAUCGCCAUCUCUCGAUUCACGACGCCGGGUUUUCAUCACAGUUCGAAAGAGGCGGGAAUAUUUCUCUCUUCUAUCUCUGGCUUCGUCGUCAUUUGCAGGGAAGAAAAUGUCUGAUACCAAGGUGGUGGCCUCGGAGUCUUGAUAACCGCACGGCUUGUUCUAAAACCCUAACAUUGGAAGCAGAAAUGAUGGCACCCUCGUACUUGAGAGGCGUCAUUCUUGGGAAACAGAUGGUGAAAAAGGUUCCGACUUUGACACCGGCAAUGCAAAUAAGGCGCUUAAUCUCCUCGGGUCAUAAUUCAUAUGGUCAACAGCCUCCAGAGCCAUUACCCAACAGACCCUUACGAGGGGAAAGACCUCAUCAACCCAAUUCCGACCACUCCUUCCUCAAGCAGUUCAAGCUCCAGAAUCGAAAGGAAACACCCGUGAGGGAGCAGCCACAAAGCCAGCCAUUGCCACCCCCACCUGAAGAUGCCAAUGAGAUAUUCAAGAAGAUGAAGGAAACAGGUCUCAUUCCCAAUGCUGUUUCCAUGCUGGACGGCCUCUGCAAAGACAGCCUUGUCCAUGAAGCCAUGAAGCUUUUCGGGUUGAUACGUGAGAAGGGUACCUUGCCCGAGGUUGUGAUCUACACUGCUGUCGUGGAAGCCUUCUGCAAGGCUCAUAAUUUCGAAGAGGCAAAGAGGAUAUUCAGGAAAAUGCAGAACAAUGGUGUAAACCCGAAUGCCUUCAGCUACACUGUGAUGAUCCAGGGAUUGUACAAAUGCAACAAAGUAGAUGAUGCUGUUGGGUUUUGUGUUGAGAUGCUCGAAGAAGGUCACUCUCCAAAUGUUGCGACUUUCGUGGGAUUGGUUGAGAUGCUGAGCCGAGAGAAGGGUGUCGAAGAGGCCGAGGCUACCGUAGAUAUCUUGAAGCAAAAAGGGUUUGUGGUGAACGCAAAAGCUGUGAAGGAUUUCAUGGAGAAAAAGGCUCCCUUUCCCUCUUUGGCUUUCCAAGCCAUUUUCAAGAAGAAACCAAAUGAAAAGCCUUUCUGAGUGUGUGAUGAAUACUCUGUCUCCAUCAGAGGUUUCUUGACUUUGUAUGGAGGAAAAAAACACAUUUGUUUACCUUUUUAAUCUUUUCCUCUAUUUUUUUGGA